This is a messenger RNA of Tarenaya hassleriana, 1347 nucleotides long. RefSeq names its product heavy metal-associated isoprenylated plant protein 3. Bases 173 to 1165 code for a protein of 330 amino acids. The transcript has 5 exons. Gene Ontology annotation, molecular function: metal ion binding. The record is from RefSeq and is a predicted model, not a curated record. Lineage: Eukaryota; Viridiplantae; Streptophyta; Magnoliopsida; Brassicales; Cleomaceae.
AGAUCUUGAGGUCCACAACUCCAUCUUGUACAACACCCAAGUGGUCUUUUGUGGGCUUCACAGUUGAGUGAGAGAGAGAGAUUUAAAGCUUCUCUUCGAGCAUAAAAUUUUCGUGCACAUAGAAAGACACAAACCCCAAGAAAAGAAGGAAGAAGAAGAGAGAAGAAAUCAAAUGGGAGAGGAGGAAAAGAGGCCACCAGAAGCAGGAGAGGGGAAGACGAUGGAGGAGAAGAAACCGGCAGAAGAGGGAGGAGAAGAGGCUGAGAAGAAAACACAGGAAGAAUCUAAAGAUUCCAAGGAAGAUUCCUCGCCUCCGCCGCAAGAGAUCGUCCUCAGGGUUCACAUGCACUGCGAAGGCUGUGCUCGGAAAAUCCGCCGCUGCCUCAAAGGCUUCGAAGGAGUGGAGGAAGUGAAGACGGAUUGUAAAACGGGAAAAGUGGUGGUGAAGGGGGAGAAGGCGGAUCCAUUGAAGGUAGUGGAGAGAGUUCAACGUAAAGCCCACCGCCACGUCGACCUCUUGUCGCCGCUUCCACCGCCGGAGGAGAAGGCGGCGGCGGCGGAGGAAAAGCCCAAGCCAGAGGAGAAGAAAGCAGAGACGCCGGUGGUGGUGACGGUGGUGCUCAAGGUUCACAUGCACUGUGAGGCUUGUGCCAUGGAAAUCAAGAAACGGAUUCAGAGAAUGAAAGGUGUUGAAUCCGCGGAAUCUGAACUAAAGAGUUCACAAGUGACGGUGAAAGGAGCGUUUGAACCGCCGGCGCUAGUCGAGUACGUUUACAAACGCACCGGCAAACAUGCGGUGGUCGUUAAGAUCGACCCACCGCCACCCGCUGCCGAGCCACCCGCCGCCUCGGGCGAUGAUGGGACGCAGAAAGAAGAAGGGAAGGGCGACAAUAACGACGAUUCCAAGGGCGAAAAGGUAAACCCCUCGGACGAGGAGAAGAAAGGAGACGACGGAGAGAACGGGGAAGGCAAGGCGUCUGAAAACGCAAACGCUGGUGGGGACGGCGACGGUGGGACAGAGGAAGAGAGAAUUUUGGAGGUGAAAAAGAUAGAGAAUCCUUACUACUAUUAUUACUAUCCACCGCGUUUGGCGGUCGAAACGCACGCUUAUCCGCCACCGCAGAUUUUUAGCGACGAGAAUCCAAACGCUUGUACCGUAAUGUGAGGAAACGCAGAACCCAAAACGCAAACGCUAAGGGCUAAAUGGUAAUAUUGGCUAAAUUUCGGUUGAUGGGGCCUUCACUAAUGUUUGCUCAUUCUGCAUAAAGUGGUUUCCUUUUAAUGUACUGUGCAGGAACGUAAGUAUAAACUCUCUAGACAAAACUGUCGCGAGGUCUUUUUAAUGUC